Molecule: messenger RNA, 3560 nt
Organism: Polistes dominula (European paper wasp)
Lineage: Eukaryota; Metazoa; Arthropoda; Insecta; Hymenoptera; Vespidae
Gene: Impbeta11
Product: importin beta11
Biological process (GO): protein import into nucleus
Cellular component (GO): cytosol; nuclear envelope
Molecular function (GO): small GTPase binding
Source: RefSeq, a predicted model, not a curated record
GCUAGAGAGUGGCAGCACAUAGAAAUGCCGAUUUGCGGGCGUGUGUAACAAUUCGAUAUUAGAAAAAGUUAUUUAGAGUAUCUUACGUUAUGUCUAUUAAAUGCAUCAACUCGGUAAACAAGUAUUUCGGAUAAAAAGAACGCAUGGAAUGCAAUUUAAGUGUAAAUGUAGGUUUCAAAUCUAGAUUGUAGCGAGAGAUGCGUGCAUUUGGACGUAUAUAGGUUAUAGACGUUGUAACGACUAAACCUUCGCACAAGGAAAAUGAUUGGGAAGAAAUGGAUGCUGCAGUGAUAGAAGUUCUUCAGCAGGCAGGUAGUCAAAAUCCUAAUGUUUUAAAACCAGCUGAACAAACGUUAAAGCAAUGGGAAACUCAAAGAGGAUUUUACACUGCUCUAUAUAAUGUAUUUUCAAAUCAUUCCUUUGAUGUUAAUAUUAGAUGGAUGGCUGUUUUGUACUUUAAGAAUGGCGUUGAUAGAUAUUGGAGAAAAAAUGCACCAAAUGGAAUAGCAGAAGACGAAAAAGAAUUUUUACGACAACGUUUGAUAAGUAAUUUUGAGGAACCUGUAAAUCAAUUAGCAGUUCAAUUAGCAGUUCUCAUUGCUAAGAUAGCAAGAUUCGAUUGUCCCAGAGAAUGGGAUGUAUUAAUUCCUACGCUUUUGGAUAUUAUUAGAGGUCAAAAUUCUUUAGCACAGCAUAGAGCGCUUCUUAUAUUGCAUCAUGUUGUCAAAGCGUUAGCUUCUAAGCGUUUAAUGCCAGAUGUACGACUCUUCCAAGAAUUAACAAGCAAUGUGAUUACUUUUAUUCUUAAUACGUGGAAUACAUAUACGGAAUCAUUUCUUAUAAUGGCAUCUAAUGGAGCAGAUGCAAAUCAAAUACAAGAAUCUUUAGAAAAAGCAUUACUAUUAUUAAAAACAUUACGUAAACUUAUUGUCCAUGGAUUUAGUAAACCAUCUCAAUCUCAAGAUGCCAUGUUAUUUUUAGAAGUAAUAUUUGAGCGAGCACGUACAUGUCUUGAAUGGCGUAAAACAUUAGCUUCCAGAGGUAUACAAAUGGAGGUUUGUGAUAAAUUCAUAAUUAAUUUGACCAAAGUGUUAAUAGAGGUAUUAGAAAUGCAUCCACUUUGUUACGUCGAAUUGAUACCUACAACUUUAGAAUUCUCAGUUUUUUACUGCUUUACGGAAGCUGGUCAAGCAUUAGCUUUUGAAAAAUUUCUCAUACAAUGUUUAAAUUUAAUGAAAUCUAUUUUAUUAUCAGUUGGGUAUAGACCGGCUAAAGUAAUCGAAGAGACUAAAGAUCCAUUGACAUUGAGAGCCUAUGAAUUAAGACAGAAAUUUUUUGUGCGCGAAACCUUAACCGAAAUUUGUACAAGACUCGUUACUCAUUAUUUCCUUCUAACACCCGCGGACCUGGAAUUGUGGGACACUGAUCCUGAGAACUUAGCUGCCGACGAUGGAGGUGAACCAUGGAAGUAUAAUUUAAGAGCUUGUACUCAACUUUUAUUUAUGGCAGUUUUCCAUCAAUAUAAAGAUGUUCUUGCCUCUGUUCUGCUCGACUUGAUACAUAGGUAUCAUCAACCUAUUGAACCAAAUAAUUUACCUGCAAUUUUGUUGAAAGAUGCGGUGUAUAAUGCAGUUGGUUUAGCAGCUUUCGAUUUGUAUGACGAAGUUAACUUUGAUCAAUGGUUUUCAACAACUCUAAAGGAUGAAUUGAAAGAGAAAAGUAAUAACUACAGAAUUAUUAGAAGACGCGUAUGUUGGCUUAUUGGUCGAUGGGCAAGUGUAAAAUUAAGUGCUAAGUUGAAACCAGACUUUUAUAAACUUAUGAUAGAAGCUUUAAGUCCAGAAGAAGACUUGGGUGUUCGUUUGGCAGCUAUCGAUGCCUUAAAACUUGGUAUAGAUGACUUUCAAUUUAGAAAAGAAGAGUUUACACCUUAUUUGGAGCCUACGUUUACCUUAUUAUUCGCUUUGCUAAAAGAAGUUACCGAAUGCGAUACCAAAAUGCAUGUUCUUUAUGUAUUAUCCUGUGUAAUUGAGCGGGUGGGAAAUGAUGUCAAACCAUAUGUUAAUGCUCUUAACUCAUACUUAUCACUAUUAUGGCAACAAUCUGAAGAUCAUAAUAUGUUGAGAUGCUCUAUAGUAACAACCUUAGUUCAUUUGGAAAAGUCUUUAGGCUCGGAUAGCAUUAUGUUGCAACCAUUGGUAGUGCGUGUUGUUGACCUAAGUUGUGACGUUAAUCAAGAAGGACACGUUUAUUUGUUGGAAGAUGGUUUAGAAUUAUGGUUAGCUCUUUUGGAAAAUGCGCCAGCACCGACACCAGAGAUAAUGGAUCUUUUCCGAAACAUGCCACCUUUAUUAGAAUCAUCCACAGAAAGCUUAAGACUAUGUUUGUACAUACUUCAAGCAUAUGUAUUAUUAAGUCCUCAAGAAUUUCUCUGCCAAAGAGGAAUAGUAAUAAUUGAUACAUUGAGAUCUCUUCUAACAGACUUAGCUUGGGAAGGUAUUGUUGCGAUAUUGAGAUUGUUUGAAACAUGUCUUAAAGCUUCUCCCGAACAAGGUGCAGAAUUAAUCAAACCUCUUUUAAUGAAAAUAUUUGAAAGCGUUUACAAAGGCGAAGAAUAUCCAAUGGUUAUGACUACUAUGUGUUUGUCUAUUGUUGCUAGAGUUUUACUCUGUUGUAGAAAUAUUUUUGUACAGGUAAUCGGUGAAUUAUCAAAAAGUGUUGAAGCAUACGAGGAAGCUGUACUAGGACAAAUAGUAUAUAUUUGGGUAAAACGAAUGCCUAAUGUUUCUCAACCUGAACAGCGCAAGUUAUUAGCUCUUGCACUUUGUUCCCUUUUGGAGGCUAAUAGUCUACCAAGCGUUAUCCAACAUUUUCCAUUAAUUAUAUCUAAUAUAGUUGAAACUCUUAACGAUAUAACGAAAUACGAUGAUGCUGGAUGUCCUACAGAUUCUCUGUUGUUAAGUGAUCAACUUAGUCCAUCUCAAUACGAGGAUGUAGAUUAUGAAACUGAACAUGGACAAAGAAGAAAGAGACUCGCUUACAAUGAUCCAGUUCACAAUUUGUCCUUACACAAUACGCUCACUAACCAAUUUAAUAAAUUACGAAGAACGAUGGGGAAUGAUCAAUUCGAUCAAUUGUUUAGCGCUCUUAAUCCUGAUGUCAACGAGGAACUUAAUUCAUGUCUUGGAUUGCGAGAUUUAGUACUAUGAAGAAAAAAUGAUAAUUAAAAAAGAAAAUCAGAAAUAAAUAUGUGGUCGACAAAAAUAAAAGAUACUUUCUCAAAUGCUACACAUAUACACACACAUACGCGCGUGCGCGUACACACAAACUAACACAUACCAAUGCAACAUGUAAAAAAAGCUUUACCAUGCUCUACUGUAAAACGGCACUAUUUUACUGUAUGAUACUACCUGUUUCACUGUAUUAAUAAUGUUGAUUAUAAAAGGACCUAUGUCGCCACUGAAAAAAUAUUAACACGGUCAUAAAAUAUCGUGUUGAGGAUAGAUCACAAAAUGUGAAUAUAAAUAAAAUCGUGUGAUUAUUAAAAAUACGCAAUAUAA